Dunckerocampus dactyliophorus (ringed pipefish) is the source of this 4700-nucleotide messenger RNA. RefSeq names its product shootin 3 (gene shtn3). NCBI's taxonomy places the organism in Eukaryota, Metazoa, Chordata, Actinopteri, Syngnathiformes, Syngnathidae. The record is from RefSeq and is a predicted model, not a curated record. The transcript has 15 exons. Bases 1045 to 2763 code for a protein of 572 amino acids.
CCGUAACAGCCUGGAGAUCGGGAAGAUUCUCCCUUGGGCAUUUCUGUGUGGAGUUUGCAUGUUCUCCCCGUGUGCGCGUGGGUUUUCUCUGGGUACUCUGGUUUCCUCCCACAUUCUACAUGCAGGUGAGGUUAAUUGGUGACUCUAAAUUGUCCGUAGGUAUGAAUGUGAGUGUGAAUGGUUAUGUAUGUCUAUGUCUAUCUGCUGGCGACCAGUCCAGGGUGUACCCUGCCUGCCGAAGUAAGCUGGGAUAGGCUCCAGCAUGCCCCCGCGACCCUAAUGAGGAGAAGCGGUAUAGAAAAUGGAUGGGUGAUACAAUUGCACUAAAGACCACAACAGCAAAUAUUCAUUCCCUUGUAAGUGAGUAUACGAAUGAGGAAGAAUGAAGGAACUAAAAUAUUGCGCAAUUGCUUUUGAACCGUCUAUUAGAGCAAUUAAUAGACGGACAAGUUUUCAAUGCAGUUUCUGGACUCUGCUCACCAUCAUGGCGGCCAAACCCGCGCAGGGCAUAAUACGGAAGUGGAUGCCGAUCGUCACCCAUGUUUUAACUCUACACUCCUUGGUUUACCUGCCCACUCGUGCUGCUACAGAGAGCUUUCCAUAUUAAGAUUUAGCUGAAUCACGCUUCAUAAUUUAAUUGAGUGUACCAUCCGGGUACCGGCGGUGUACUUGGCAGGCAAAACGCAAGUGCUAAGUGUAAGGAGGUAAUUGCGCCAAUUGAGGCACAGACGUUUUAUUUAAGAAGCAAGGCAUCCAAAUGAGUAGGGAAGAGGAAGCUGAUGCGGCAUUGAGGAUGAAGAUGAGGAAGGUGGGGCUGAGGGGGUCCAGAUGAUGCUGUUAGAAGAGGGAGGGGUGGUGGCAGGGGGAGGGGUGUGUGCCUCGCCGGUUGCAGCGGUCCACAGACACUCUCCAUCUUCCGCACAAAUGACUGCUUCCGGACCGGCAGAACCCAACUGAUUAGAAUCCGUUUGCACGUGAAGCGGAAGCGCUUGGACGACAAGGGUAAGAAGAAGAAAGAAGCUAAAAGCUAACCUGCUCGUCAUCAUGGACGAGCACAAGGACGCGCACAUGCACACGGAGUGCAGCAGGCUGACGGAGGAGAGAGACGAGGCCGAGAGACAACUCAAACACAUCAAGAGAGUGUCACAGAUGGUGAUUGAUGAGGUCAGCGUCCUGCAGACACAGCUGGAGAUUGAGAAGUCGUGUCGGGAGAACGCUGAGGCGCUCGCCACCAAGCUGAACUGCGAGAACAGGAAGCUGAAGUACCUGGGCUUGUCGUCGCGGCCGUGUUUGGACGAGCUCCUCCCCAGCAUCUCCGACCGCAUGGCCGUGGAAGCCGACGGCGAGCCGCCGCAGGACGGCGCCGACGCCUUGGAACGCUACCAGCAGCAGGUCAAAGAGCUGAGGGACGCGGUGAGCAGCUUGUUGGAGGAGAAGAAGAACUUCCUGUGUGAAAUUCACGAGCAGCAGAGAACACUGGAGGAGCUGACCACUCAGAUGUUGGUGAAGCAGAAGGAGGCCAAGCGCCAGAGCACACUCCUCCUGCAGAGCGCCGACCCCACCGUGCAGCUCCUCAGUGCGCUGGAGGAAGUCGCCGCCAUCACCAAGACGCUGGAAGACGAGCGACUGCGGCAUCAGCAGACAGUGCGUCACCUGGAGGUCCAGCUGGACGGCAGCGGUGUGAAGAAGGAAGUGGAGGCUCUGCAGAGACAAGUGGAGCUGCUGGAGGAUGAGAAGAAGGACUUGGAAGCAAGACUGGAGCAGACGGAGAAGGACAACCUUGACCUGCACAACAAACUCCAGCAGCUGCAGAAGGUCGCCAUGACGAGCAACACGCCGCCACCGCCUCCUCCCCCGGCUCCCGGCGCGGCCCCGCCCCCUGCACCUCUACCGCAACCGCCCCCGCCGCCUCCUCCACCACCUCCGCCCCCUCCUCCGCCUCCCCCAUCCAGAUGCAACCCCCUCAGUUCUCUGAUCGCCAUCAUGAGGAAGACGUCCAAAGGGUCCAAAGCAUCUCUGAAGGUGGAGCAGCCGCCAGCGUCUGAGGGCGUGGACGACGUGAAGGUGAAAGCCGUCAACGAGAUGAUGGAGCGCAUCAAGCACGGCGUGGUGCUGCGGCCCGUCAAGAGUCAGGACAGCAAGAGACUUGCCGUCAAACCGCCUCCAGCCAGCGAGGAGAAAGCUCAGGAGAGCGCCAUGGACGAGCUCAAAGGCAUGCUGGACACGGUGAAGAGGAGUCCCAGCCGAGGCUCCCAGGAGGUGGCACCAUCACCAACGGGGAAGAAGGACAGCGAGCUGGAGGUCAUCCUCAGACGUCGCCGUAACAAGGCGGGAGAGGCGGGUUCUGGAGACGAGCGCGACGGUCAAAUGAGUCAUGUGUCAUCGUGCGACAGCUUGAACGGGCGGCGCGCCAGCACCGACUCCGGGAAAGAUCCUGACGGGUCUGUCACCCCCUCCAACCCGACGGGCCCCAGGCUGGGCUCAGAGAGGCGGGGCUCCGGGCCGGGGCCCGUCAUGGCCAGGAGGAGAAGCUCAGAGAAAGAGCCCCAAGUGGGCUCCUGGCAGGAGAGGAGGUCCGGCUGCUCCGUGUCCGAUAAAGACCCCAUGGACUCGCCGAUCAGAAACGGCAGCGACCGCAACCGCAGCGUGGACGAGGACACCGGCGCCCCCAAGACACCCGUCCAGUCCAACGGCGUCCACCGCAACGAGCACGGAGAAGAUGCCAUCAUGAGCAAUGACGACGACAGCCAGGGCGGCCUCUGAGAGGGGCGUGGUCAAUGUGACAUCUCAAACAAUGCACCCGCUUUUUUUUUUUUUUUUUUUUUGAGUGACUUUUUGUUACUGCUAACCAAUGACAACAGCCUGUUUGGUUACAUGACUGACAUGUGACACAUGCAUUCUAAUUAUUUUCACACAGCAGCUGACUGACUAACGGCUAGCAUGGCUAGAAGUUAAUGCUAACAUUAAAACUCGCAAUGUCGCCACCUGCUGGCCAAUGGAAGUAAUGCUGGGUUACAUACAUUUUGAAUACAGGGUGUCCCCAAGCGUGGACAUGCAAUACACAUCAAAUGUCAAAUAAAGUCACAAUUAAUAGUUAAAAUAAUAUGAAUACAAAAUAAUUAACAUUCAUAUUUUAAAUCAAAUAAGAAUUUAAAAAUUUUAAAUAAUUAUAUGUAAUUAACAUGUUUUAAGUAAAAUAAAAUAAAAAUCUAAAAUAAUUCUGUAUAAUAAUAUACAUAUGUAUUUAUAUUGUAUCAUCUUUGCAUUUUGCUCAUGUGUCCAUACUUUGGGGACACCCUGUAGUUUUAUUCCCCACUUGGCAGCUUUUGCGAGGCCUUCAAAACAGAACUUGGCAAGUUACUGAGUCAUGCGGGUGCACUGAUGUUUGCGUCUUAGACUCAUUUCUUUGCGUUCCACUCAACACAUGCGUUUUCUCACGGAUAAGUGCUGACUACGCGAGGUGAAGCUUAUUAUGCAACGACGACAACGCAAGUCCCCCGACGGCUGAAAGGCUUUGCUGGCUCCACAUGAAGAUUCUUCGGAUCAGAGGUGCGGAUCUUAAAGCAAACGAGGGAACUUGCUACUAUUUGCACAGAAACAAUUCCAUUUUGUCCUCCAAGAUUUCGACGUUUGUCCCGCGACAACACUGCACUUUUAUUAACAUUAGCAUGAGACAUGAGAUAUGUUGAAAUAACAAACCAUCAUGUCUGACUGCAAAAUAACAUAACAUCUCACUGACCACUUCAAAAGGCACGCGUGUACAAGAGAAUGAGAGCCCCUGCUGGCCAACGCAAAUCAUAAAAUGCAUUAUUUCUGAAGGUAGAUUGUGUUGGGUCUCAUUAGAUGGAGUGCCUGAUGUCUUGGCUACCUCUCCUCAUUCACGCAUUAAAGUCCGUCUGAAUCCCAAGACUUCUUUUGUAAGAACGGAUGUCUUCCACGCGUCUCGACAGGAGCUUUCCAGAGCCCCCAUUAGCAAUGGCACACAGGCAGCCUUUCUUUGAUGCAAUGUUAAGAGAAUACGAGCCUGAGCGUUUAAACGUCCAAUGAGAGCAUUCAAGCUGCCGUGAAAGACCUGUUUUGCAUAUCCAGACCUUCUGGCUGCUCCCCCAGUUAGCAAGUUUGGGUGAUUAUUGAUGUUGUGUGUGUGUUUGGGAUAAACAGCAUAGAUAUAUUGGGUGUUAAAGGGUUUUUUAAAAUAUGAAUUUUCAUGUAACCACCACUUGAAAUAAAUUGCAAUGCAAACUAAAAUGUAUGUUUUGAAUUUCAAAGAGCAGUACCUGAUGCUCACAUCCAUCCCAACACAAUGCACAGCAUUAGAAAAGUGUCCCAGCUUCCCCUGUGAUGACCUUUAACCUGUCAUUGCUGCCCUCUGGUGGCCAUCGAGGAAUUGUCGGAAAUGGGGUAUGGAAGAACUGGUUAAAUUUUGCGGGUGAUACGGAUCACAAUUUUUUUAAAGGACCCUUUAACAUUGCGAGAUGGAACCGAUUUCGGCACUUGUGCAUGUAACUCCACAAAAACGGUCAGAGUACUUGGGGAAAAAGUUUACAACAGUCUACAAAAUAUCAAAGACUGAUCCAAAAAUGUAGGGUUAUUAUUUUGGUGUGAAUCACAAUAUGGGGGGAACCAUAGACACAGACGCCGCAUCGAGUGUGUUUGUCCACUGCUGCUACGGCAAUGUCGCCGCCAUAUUGCAUGUGUCA